Messenger RNA from Cutaneotrichosporon cavernicola, 2646 nucleotides. RefSeq lists its product as uncharacterized. The transcript has 5 exons. Gene Ontology annotation, cellular component: nucleus. Bases 1 to 2646 code for a protein of 881 amino acids. Gene Ontology annotation, biological process: regulation of DNA-templated transcription; DNA-templated transcription. Gene Ontology annotation, molecular function: zinc ion binding; DNA-binding transcription factor activity, RNA polymerase II-specific; transcription cis-regulatory region binding. The record is from RefSeq and is a predicted model, not a curated record. NCBI's taxonomy places the organism in Eukaryota, Fungi, Basidiomycota, Tremellomycetes, Trichosporonales, Trichosporonaceae.
AUGCAGGGUUAUCCGCCACGAGCUUUCGACGACGGAGAUACAGACAGCAACUACCCCUCACCAGGCAAAGAGGAGAAGAAGGCUGAGCGGCGAGGUGUCAUCAACCGCGUCAACCGAGCAUGCAACAACUGCCGCCGGAUGAAGAUGCGCUGCGUUGGCGCAGAAGAUCCGCCAUGCAAGCGCUGUCGGAACGGUGGCCUCGAGUGUAUCAUGGAGAAGCCAGGCCGGGGCGGCAACGAGAACGUUGGCGAUGACCGCAUCCGGUCGCUCGAGACCCAGGUUGCCGGGAUCCAGAACACAUUGUCUGACCUCGUGCAGACGUUGCGGGCCGGGAUGUCGAGCGGCGCUUCCAACGGGUCUGGUCACACGCCAGACUACGGGCAAGGGUACGCUGCCAUGUCGGCAAUCCAGGGCACAUCACCACGGACGUUCCAUCCUGUUCCCGGGCUCACAUCGCAACCACGACACUCGUCACAGAUGGCGGGUGUCACACCUCCGAACAACCUCCAAUCGCUGUUAGGAAGGGCGAGCCAGGGCACGAUAAAUCCGUACGCCUCCGCAUCAACGUCCUACUCCCAGCCCAUUCACAGGGCGGAGCGCAAGCCGUGGCAGGCAUUCUCAAUGCCGGGCACCGAUGUCGAGGCGUCACGGCGACACAUGUCACUACCUCCAUCACGCGCAGGGUCAGAAGACCGGGAAGACAUGCUUGGGCCGGACGACAUCGUGGCGCCCCUCGGCGCGAUGAGCAGCAUGGCUGGGUUGGUAGAGGCAGCCGUGGAACGUGCACGUGAGGAGAAGGCACAUGGAGAGGUGACUGCGCCGACACCUGGAAAACGUGACGCAGAGGAGGAGAGAGGCGGGAUACAAAAGAAGUCGCGCAUGAGCUUCUCAUCGGACGCGCCGGCCGUCGUCGAGGCACAAGGACUACCGCAAACGCUUGCCCCUGCCAAACCCAAGUCACGCGUUAAGAAGACACAUGUGCACGCGUAUCCCGAUGCGGUGGAGCUCGGUAUUGUCACGGAAGAGGAGGGGCGCGAACUCAUGGGCAUCUACUACUCCGGCAGCUCGAACUUUAUCCCGUGUUACGACCCGUCGUUCGACACGUGGGACAGUCUCAAGGUCCGGUCACCGUUCAGCAUAACCACGAUCGUCAUGAUUGGGGCACGCGUGCGCGAUGGCGGCGGGCCGGUCAGCCACGUGCAACGGCUGUGCCUCGAGCAUGUACAGAAGAUUGCCCAAGGGACCAUGUUCAACCCCGUUGCCCGCGUCGAGGCCGUGCAGGCAAUGAGCAUCCUUGCCGCAUUCAGCGACAACGGGUGGUUGGCCGGCGGUCAUGCCGUACGGAUGGCGCUCGACAUCGGCAUCAACAAGAGUUUCAUCAAGCUCCUGCGCUCGGGGAUGGGUAAUGGCAAGACGCCCGAGGAACUCGAGGAGGAACGCCCGCUCGUCGUUCACUCACGUGUUUGGUUCUGCCUAUACCUCAUGGAGCACCAAAUGGCGUACGGAACAGGGCGACCAGCCAUCCUGCGCGAAGACGAGAGCAUCCACCAGUGCCGCCGCCUGCUUGAGCACCCCUUGAGCAUCACGAGCGACGCGCGCCUCGUGUCGACAGUCGAGCUCACUGCCCUGCGUGCGCCGCUGCAUAUCGAGUUGACUGCAAGUCCCGAUCUCCCUAUCGAGCCGAGCACGCUCACGCGUCUCAAACAGGCGAACCACGAGUUCGACUCUUGGGAGAGGUACUGGGACCGCGUCUUGUCUGACAGAUUCGGCAAGGCGCGAGGCGACUUUUACCGCGAGAGCCUCGUUAUCCAGAGGCAGUACGCCGAGCUGUUUGUCAACUCGCAGUUGCUGCGCGGCAUCCGCGAGCCGAGUGAUGUCGUGAGCAUGCCCGACGAGAAACGCGCGUUGGCAAUACGCGCUAUGCGGAACGCGCAGACUGUACUCGAGGUGUGUCUGAAGGGCCAGAACUAUCGCAAUGGGCUCCGCUACGCGGUUCAUUACACGCAUGUGUGCGCUGCGUUUGCCGCGAGUUUCCUCAUCCGCAUCGCGAGGUUGUUCCCCCAAGAACUCAACUUGAAGAAGACAGCCAAGGACGUGGAGGAGUUGGCGAGUAUCUUGGCGGAGAUCCCCGCUGGUCGCUACGCCCGCUCUCUUCGGCUCAUUCUUCGCCGCGCACGGCGCGCCAAAGUCAUUCCCGCGGCGUCGGAACGCACGUCACCUCACCGCGCGCACGCAUUGCUCCCGUUGACCAACGCCACAGGCGCCGCAGCAGCAGGAGCGACACCCGCCGAGCAGUCUUCCUUCUCCCCAACAGCUCUUGUCAACACCCCCUUCCUAGCCGUCUCGCCAAACAAUCUGCUCCUGAACGCGACGAACCAGCUCCUUGACGAGUCCCCACAGUCCGCCCAAGAGCUCAGCGAGUUCGACCUCCUCUUUGCGCGUGAGAACCUCGAGCGCUCGGGCCUCCAGAUCGGCGAGGGCGAGCACCUCCCGCUCUUCCUUGACGGACACAGCCUCGGCGACAUCCAGACCACUGGCGACCCAAGCGCAUUUCUGGGUCUCGAGCAGUUCUUCCUCCCUGCUGACGUGGAUAACCGGCUCGCGGGUGGAAACAUUCCACAAGAAACAGCCGAUCUGUGGUGGUAG